CCGCCAAAAGCGACACACGACAAAGCCGGAUUGGAUUACGUCGGGUUGCCACGACCUGCACCUGUCGACAUCAGGAAGUCUGCUACGCUAUUGCUGCUUCUGACCUCACAGCUUGUUUUUCUCUCUUUUCUCUCAAACUAUACUACGCCCGGCUGCGCAAAGUCUUGUAGCUUUCUGUCUGCAUGGCCCGGUGACACAACGGCCUUGGACUCACGCAGCGACAGGAACCUUCGUUAUGGAGAAAUACAGCCAGUUCCGCGAUAAAGGCACAGCGAUAGCGCCUUUCCUGCCUGUUCCUGCCCCGCCGUCAAGCGUUAUUUGGGCGCCCUUCCACGCUUUCCUGUUCGUCUUCCGGCUGCCGUUUGUGGUCUCGAUCUCGUUUUUCUACUUCUGUAUACUGGAAUGGAUACCCAUGGGGUCGGCGGUGAAGUACGGUGUGCUGUGGUUGAUGCUGGGCAUUCCGGGGGUGUGGUGGGUGGAUUUGCAGGUUGACGGUGUGAAGAGAGGACAGCUACACUCGGCAAGAGACAACCUGCCCAAAGCCGGCACGAUCAUUGCGAGCUCGUUCACGUCGCCGCUUGACCCUCUCUACCUCGCCGGUAUCUUCCAGCCAAUCUUCACACGCUCAUACCCCAAUACCCGUAGAGUGGAACGCAUAUCCCUCUUCCGCGCCAUUCUGCUCGCUUUCUCAGCCCCAAAGCGCUCCCCACCGUCCUCCGCCAAACUCGUCGCGCUGCAGCACCUCACGACAGAGAACCCACACAAAAUAAUCUGCGUGUUCCCCGAGACGACGACAACAAAUGGCCGCGGCAUUCUCCCUCUGGCUCCCAGCCUGCUAUCAGCGGGCGGAAACACGAAGAUAUAUCCCGUCAACUUGAGAUACACUCCACAGGACAUCACGACGCCUGUCCCGGGCGGCUACUUUAGCUGGCUCUGGCGCCUCCUGUCGAAACCGACGCACCAAAUGCGCGUCCGCAUCGCUACGCGUAUCUACAACAGCACGAGUCAAGACUCGCCUUCCAAACAGACUUCCUCAGCGAGAGCUUCGGGGUCGGGCUACGAUACCAACAUCUUCGAUCACCCGGACUUCCGGAACGGAGUAAAUGGCAAUGACGGACACGAUGGUCUGAUGGCCGUUGAUGUCGGUGAUGGUGAUGGAGUGAGCGCCGACGAGCAAAAGGUACUGGAUAGGGUUGGCGAGGAUCUAGCCAGGCUGGGCAGGGUGAAGAGGGUUGGUCUAGGCGUCGAGGAGAAGAUUGAGUUUGUCAAAGUUUGGGGAAGUCGGAGGCGGUAAAAAAGGAAUGAAAACGGACGAAUGUGUUGGAAGGUGCACGGAUUAAAUCGUGGGAACAAGGAUAGGAAGAGGUAUAUCAAUGGAACGAAAUUAUGCUUUACUUACGCAUAUGAUCUGAAGCGAACAUUUUGCACCACUGUGCUGUUGAAUACAGUGUAAAAGGCUCUUCAUCAGCGGCCCACCAUAGCAGAGAGGACAAUUCACUCUCGAGGGCAGAAAAAGUGCGAG
This is a messenger RNA of Cucurbitaria berberidis CBS 394.84, 1522 nucleotides long. RefSeq lists its product as uncharacterized. Lineage: Eukaryota; Fungi; Ascomycota; Dothideomycetes; Pleosporales; Cucurbitariaceae. The transcript is spliced from 3 exons. Bases 236 to 1294 code for a protein of 352 amino acids. The record is from RefSeq and is a predicted model, not a curated record.